AGUGAGUAAGGGGAGAAGCUCGUAGGCGACAGUCACUUUUCAAGACCAGUCUGCAGGUGCUAGACUAUCUCUCAUCGAAUAUAUAUAUAUUUUUUUUAGCAUGAUGUAACAAAGAUUGUUUUCUCAAAGAAAAUAAAGUAAUUGUAGGGGAAUAGCACGGUGGCGUAGCCAGUUUAUUUUCAAUGUAGCUGGACACGGAAUAGUUGCUCUCCAUUUUUCAAAGGACAAUGAUGGACUUCAAAUGGACACUAAUGAGUAAUUAAAUGCUAUGAAAAUAGGGGUGCCUAUUCAUUUGAAGUAUUUCUCAUUCAUUCAUACGCGUUUGGCGCUAUAAUUAUGGAUAAUAUUUUCAGGAGAAAGAGGAUAUUGAAAACUCUCCUGAGUUUGUCUCUCGUUUUUGCGUCUUUAGUGAUGAUUUCCAAGUUCAAGCUUGUGGAUAACAGCAUCAAGGACGACAUGGAGGUUAAAAGCAUGGGACAGGCCGGUUGGUGUGGACCUGAGUGUGAUUUAUACAAAGGAAAACGCAGUUUGGGAAACUACUCGCCGCCAGUUAUUGGUGAUGAUUUGGUUGCGCCACGGGUGACCGUCUCCAACACUACAGCGUCUACUUGGGAUGUACACGUUAUGAACUGCAGUGAAGAUUCAGCCGUAAGGAAAAAUGAUUGGUUUCGACGUUUGGAUACGAGGUUCCACCAGUUUGUGUUGCACAGACAUUGUCGAUAUUUCCCAAUGUUGAUAAACCAUCCGGAUAAGUGCAGGAAUGGAGACGUGCACCUGCUCAUGGUGGUGAAAUCCGUUAUAGAACAGCACGAUAGGCGAGAGGCAGUGCGCAAUACCUGGGGUAGGGAACAAACAAUUGAUGGUAAGAGAAUAAAAACGCUGUUUCUCCUUGGAAGCCCUACAAAUGGCAAAGACACUAAAAACCUUCAAAAGUUGAUUGAGUAUGAGGACAUGAUAUAUGGAGACAUUCUCCAAUGGGAUUUUAUGGACACAUUUUUCAACCUCACCUUGAAAGAGGUAAAUUUUCUGAAAUGGUUUGAUAUUCACUGCUGCAGUGCCAAGUUUAUAUUCAAAGGGGAUGAUGACGUUUUCGUAAAUACGAAUAACUUGCUGGAACUUAUUCGUUUCAAGACUGAGGACCGCAAAGUUCUAAAUGUAUUUGUUGGGGACACCAUCUCCAAAGCCAUCCCCAUCAGAAACCGCCAGAGCAAAUAUUACAUCCCCAAAGAGUUGUUUGACAGACCGUACCCACCUUAUGUUGGUGGUGGUGGGUUUUUAAUGUCCUCACAAUUAGCUCGGAGACUGUUCGUGGUUUCAGAGGACUUGGAGCUCUAUCCGAUUGAUGAUGUAUUUUUGGGAAUGUGCCUACAGAAGCUACACUUGGCACCUGAGAUGCACCCAGGAUUUAGGACCUUUGGCAUCAUGAAACGCAGAGUGAGCCCAAUGAACAGCGAACCGUGCUUUUUCAAAAACCUAAUCGUAGUCCAUAAACUGAGCCCUCAGGAGCUACUCAUGAUGUGGAGCGUAGUAGAAAAUAAGGAGCUGGUUUGCGCCAAAAGGACUGCACCAUGAGUGUCAACCUACAGCUCAAAAGGACUCAAAGGUUAUGCAAAAAAUAUUGUAAGCUUUUACAAUUGAAUUGUAAUAUUUGUAUGUAGGCCUAGUAGGGCACUAAAAAGAUCCAACUAAGAAAGAAUGUGAAAACAAUCAUGCAGUGAUUUUUUUUUUUUAAACAAAUGUUUAUGAAUGACAUUCUUUCAUUAUCACCUACCUGUUUGUUAAUGUUUUUCUAAUGUAGAUAGGUAGACCCAAAUCCCAACAGGAAAACCAAAUAAGUGAAUGCACAUUCCUUGGUCUACAAGAUGAACCACUUUUUCAGCCAAAUCUGUAAAUAAAUGGCAGCCUUUGACACUGAAAAACCCUUUUCAUGCUACAGUUUUAGUGCUUUUGAGUUUUGAGAUGAUGGAUGUGUUAGUAACACUGAAAAGGUGGAGAUUACAUGAAAAUAUAAUUGGGUAAAGAACAAAUUCUAGAACACAUAUUGAAUUAUAUUUUAAGAGUCAAAACUAGUUUUUGGUUUGAUGUUUGUAACAGAUUCAAUAAAUAUGUAUUCGUUA
This is a messenger RNA of Salmo salar (Atlantic salmon), 2117 nucleotides long. RefSeq names its product UDP-GlcNAc:betaGal beta-1,3-N-acetylglucosaminyltransferase 7. Lineage: Eukaryota; Metazoa; Chordata; Actinopteri; Salmoniformes; Salmonidae. Gene Ontology annotation, molecular function: hexosyltransferase activity; UDP-glycosyltransferase activity. Gene Ontology annotation, cellular component: Golgi membrane. Gene Ontology annotation, biological process: protein O-linked glycosylation; poly-N-acetyllactosamine biosynthetic process. The record is from RefSeq and is a predicted model, not a curated record.